AUGGUGGGAAGCCUGGAUCCACAUGCUCCUCCUGGCAAAGAGUUCGCCAUCAAUGAGGAGAGAAUCCAGUGGCAUAAAGGUUUCGUUCAGGUGCCUCCUUCCUCUCUGUGUAAUGCCAAGUGUUCUCCUGGCUACAGCAAGAAAAAGAAGGAAGGGAUGGCCUUCUGUUGCUAUGAUUGUGCUCCAUGUCCUGAAGGGAAGGUUGCAAAACAGACAGACAGGGACUAUUGCAUCAGCUGCCCAGAAGAUGACUAUCCAAAUCGUGGGAGAGACCAUUGUAUUCCCAAAGUUCAGACUUUCCUUUCCAUUGAGGAAUCAUUGGGCCUCACUUUAGCUUCGUUGUCUCUUUUCCUUUCUGUGUUGACGGCAUUCGUGCUUGCCAUCUUCAUUAAGCAACGACACACUCCCAUCGUCAAAGCCAACAACCGGGGCCUUAGCUACUUACUCCUCACAUCUCUGUGUCUUUGCUUCCUUAGCUCCUUGCUAUUCAUUGGAAAGCCCAAUCACUUGACUUGCCUCCUACGUCAAAUGGCAUUUGGCAUCAUCUUCUCCAUUGCGGUGUCUUCUGUUCUGGCCAAAACCACGGUCGUGGUUGUGGCUUUCAUGGGUUCCCAGUCAAGGAACAUUUUCCGCAAAUGGAUUGGGAAAAGAAUGGCAUAUUCUGUGGUCUUGGGAUGUUCCCUUGUUCAGGUCGGCAUUUGUGCUGCUUGGUUGGCGUAUUCCCCUCCCUUCCCAGACUUCAACAAACAUUUGAUCACAGAGGAAAUUGUUGUGGAGUGUAACGAAGGCUCCGUCACCAUGUUCUACUGCGUCUUGAGCUACAUGGGCUUCCUUUCCUUCGUCAGCUUCACGGUGGCUUUCCUGGCCAGGAAGUUGCCUGACAGUUUCAAUGAAGCCAAGUUCAUCACCUUCAGCAUGUUGGUCUUCUGCAGUGUUUGGGUGUCCUUUGUCCCAACUUACCUCAGCACCAAAGGGAAAUAUAUGGUAGCCGUGGAAGUCUUUUCCAUUUUGUCUUCUGGGGCUGGACUGUUGGUUUGCAUUUUCUCCCCCAAAUGCUACAUUAUAUUGUUGAAGUCCGAUUUGAACAACAGGGAGCAGCUAAUAAGAAGGAAACAAAAUUCUAACAUCUAACAUUCAUCCUACUUGCUCUGUUGUUAGCUCCAAAGUAUUUUUUUUUCAUAUGUUCAAACAUUUCUGGCAUGAGAUAUCACAAUCCUUUCUUAGACUACUCCAUGGAAAGAUUCCCAUUAGUGACUUCUCUGAAGUCGUAGAUCAUAGAGUUGGAAGAAACCCCUGAAGACCACCCAUUUCAACCCUAUUCUGCAGGAACCCACAAUCUAACCAUUCCCAGCAGAUGGCCAUCCAGCCUCUUUUUUAAAACCUCCAAAUAAAGAGAAGCCACUACAUUCUGGGGCAGUGAAUUCCACUGACAAACAGUUCUUACCUAACAACUCUGUUCACAUAUUUAGAUUAAUGGAUUUUAAUAUACUACUAAGUAUUCCAUUACAAUUUGAGUAUCUCUCAUCAAAAAAUCUAAAAUACUUCAGGUAGGGUAUGGUAAAAUGGUGGAGUAACAGGUUGCCUUUAUCCAGGGUAGAGGAUUAUUAUUAUUAUUAUUAUUAUUAUUAAUUUGUAUUCCACCCUCUCUCCCUGAGGGGACCCAGGGCAGGUUACAACAAAAAAAUGGCAAGCAUUCAAAGACAAAUGCAUACAUAAUUACAAAUACAGAAACAAACCAAUCAGAUCCAAAAAGAAGCAACAACUACAACAAAAUUAUAACAUAAAUAAUGACAUAACCUACCAAUUAAUUUACAUCUUACAUUAAAAAAUUAAGCAUAACCCCCUGUUCGGGCACACACCGGUCAAAUGACAAUCGUUUUCUUGGCACAUUAAAAUCUGAGGCAGUUUCACUUGGCAUCUUUCUUAUUUGCAUCCAGCAACCCAAGCUGUUCAAAAGGAGGAGCUGGAGUUCAGAAGGCAUAAAACCUGGAAGAGAAGUCCAUGCACAAUCAGAGAAGUCGAUGAGAUUGACAAAAAACAACGCAUUUAUCAGGUUUUAAUGAAGAUAACUUUUUGAAGAGUACCUCUGUUUCACAUUUCUGCCUGCUGGUCAUUUUUCACCCUUCAGAAACUCUCUGUUCAUCUGGGUUGUUUUUAUUUUUAAUAUAUGUAUUUUAAUGGUCUACUGUUGUAUUUAUGUAUUUAACUAUGUUGUGCCCUAACUGAAGUCAUAAGAAGAGGUGGGUAACAAAUAAAUACUGCUGCUGUUGUUAACCACUCUCAGCCACAAAAAUAAUGAUAUGAUCGUUUUUGCUGAAGUUGUCGUGAGAUAUUGAAAUUUCCCAGAUCUGUUCCAAACAUUGGCUAGAGACAGGAGAUAUUUUCAGUGAGCAUAUUGAACCCAUACUAAAGUCACUCCACAGACUGCCGAUUAGUUUCUGGGCAAAGUAUAAGGUGUUGGUUUUGACCUUUAAGGCCAUACAUGGUUUGGGUCCAGAUUCCUAAAGGAUCACUUUCUCCCAUAGUCUUAAUGCCUAGGUCCUCUGGGCAACGUCUACUCCAAACAGCCAGAAACAAACUGAAAACCAUCACUUUUCAUCAACCAUCACAAGACUGUGGAACAACCUCCCGGAAGAGCUCCAACAGCUAAAUGACCUGUUGAAAUUUAAAACAUCUAAAGAACUAUCCUUUCCGGCAAGCCUGUCCAGCCAAUUUUAAUCCUGAAUUUUAAGCUUGUAUCCUGUUUUAAUCUUUGUUCUGUGUAUUUUAACAUGUACUUUAUAGAAAGUUUUAAUAUGUAUCUUUUAUAGACAUACAUUUAAUAUAUGUAUUUAUAGGAUCUUAACAAUGGUUAUGAGUUUUAACUAUGUUGCAACCCAACUCAAGCCAGAAGGAGAAAUGGAUAAGAAAUAAAAUAAUAUUUAUUAUUA
Molecule: messenger RNA, 2930 nt
Organism: Anolis carolinensis (green anole)
Lineage: Eukaryota; Metazoa; Chordata; Lepidosauria; Squamata; Anolidae
Product: vomeronasal type-2 receptor 26-like
Exons: 3
Coding region: 1-1131 (376 amino acids)
Biological process (GO): G protein-coupled receptor signaling pathway
Cellular component (GO): plasma membrane
Molecular function (GO): G protein-coupled receptor activity
Source: RefSeq, a predicted model, not a curated record